This is a messenger RNA of Dunckerocampus dactyliophorus (ringed pipefish), 9269 nucleotides long. It is a transcript of the gene myo5b, whose product is annotated as myosin VB. Gene Ontology annotation, biological process: actin filament organization; vesicle transport along actin filament. The record is from RefSeq and is a predicted model, not a curated record. Gene Ontology annotation, molecular function: ATP binding; actin filament binding; microfilament motor activity. The coding region runs from base 257 to 5731 and encodes 1824 amino acids. The transcript has 38 exons. Gene Ontology annotation, cellular component: vesicle; myosin complex; cytoplasm. Lineage: Eukaryota; Metazoa; Chordata; Actinopteri; Syngnathiformes; Syngnathidae.
CGCGCGUGCGCCACCUGACUGGAAAGUCCAGUGUUGCGGUUUGUUUGGAAGGCGGCUGGGGGACGGACACGAGCGUGGACCCCGUCCGUCCAGGAAGUGACGACAGGCUGACACAAGUUUGACAAGUCCGCCGGCUCGGCUUCGGUUCGUCCAAGUUCGGCGAGUUGAGCACCGGGGCGGACCCGCCGCGCCAUGCACCUGCUGUAGCGGCCGCACUUCCGGGUUGGACUUUGUUCGCCGUCGAGGAGGGAAAAAGAUGUCCGUCAACGAGCUUUACACGACGUUCACGCGGGUGUGGAUCCCAGAUGUGGAUGAGGUGUGGAAGUCUGCAGAGAUCAUCAGAGAUUACCAGCAAGGCGAGUCGGUGCUGCACCUGAGACAGGAGGAUGGCACGCUGCUGCAGUAUCCUGUGGGUCCAAAGAGCAACCCUCUCCCGUUCCUGCGUAACCCUGACAUUCUAGUCGGCGAGAACGACCUGACCGCUCUCAGCUACCUUCACGAACCCGCCGUCCUGCACAACCUGCGAGUGCGUUUUCUGGAGUCCAACCACAUCUACACGUACUGUGGUAUCGUUCUGGUGGCCAUCAACCCGUACGAGGAGCUGCAGAUCUACGGGGAGGAGGUCAUCAACGCCUACAGCGGUCAGAACAUGGGCGACAUGGACCCGCACAUCUUCGCCGUGGCCGAAGAAGCGUACAAGCAGAUGGCGAGAGACGAGAGGAACCAGUCCAUCAUCGUGAGUGGAGAGUCUGGAGCCGGGAAGACGGUUUCUGCAAAGUACGCCAUGCGCUUCUUCGCCACAGUUGGCGGUUCAGCCAAUGACAGCAACGUGGAGGAGAAAGUCCUCGCCUCUAGUCCCAUCAUGGAGGCUAUCGGGAACGCCAAAACCACACGAAAUGACAACAGCAGUCGCUUCGGGAAGUACAUCGAAAUCGGGUUCAGCCGGAACUACCACAUCAUGGGCGCUCACAUGCGCACAUACCUGCUGGAAAAGUCGCGCGUGGUUUUCCAGGCUGAGGAUGAGCGCAAUUAUCACAUCUUCUACCAGCUGUGCGCCUGCGCCUCGGCGUCCGAGCUGCGAGACCUCAGCCUCACCAGCGCAGAAGACUUCACGUACACAUCGAUGGGAGAGAACAUCUUCAUCGAGGGUGUGAGCGACGCAGAUGACUUUAGCAAGACCAGACAGGCCUUCAGACUGCUGGGCAUCAAAGAUGCCAGCCAGACCACCAUCUUCAGGGUCCUGGCGUCAAUCCUGCAUCUGGGCAACAUCGAGAUCUGCUCCGAGAGGGACGGCGAGUCCUGCCACGUCUCGAGCGAUGACGUCCACCUGAAGCAUUUUUGCAGGCUGCUGGGUCUCGAGCCUCAGCAGAUGGAGCACUGGCUAUGCCACAGGAAGCUGGUCACAGCAUCCGAGACGUACGUCAAGAACAUGUCGAGCAAGCAGGCCACCAACGCCCGCGACGCCCUAGCCAAGCACAUCUACGCCGGCAUGUUCGAAUGGAUCGUGGCGCACAUUAACGUGGCGCUGCGCACGUCCUCCAAGCAGCACUCCUUCAUCGGCGUCCUGGACAUCUACGGGUUCGAGACAUUUGAGGUGAACAGCUUUGAGCAGUUCUGCAUCAACUACGCUAACGAGAAACUGCAGCAGCAGUUCAACUCGCACGUCUUCAAGUUGGAGCAGGAGGAGUACAUGAAGGAACAGAUCCCCUGGACCCUCAUCGACUUCCACGACAACCAGCCCUGCAUCGACUUGAUCGAGGCGCGACUCGGCGUGCUGGACCUGCUGGAUGAGGAGUGCAAAGUGCCCAAAGGAACGGAUCAGAACUGGGCCCAGAAGCUCUAUAAGCAGCAUGCCGGCAGCGCGCACUUCCAGAAACCUCGGAUGUCCAACUCCUCCUUCGUCAUCAUCCACUUUGCUGACAAGGUGGCGUACGAGUGCGACGGCUUCCUGGAGAAGAACCGAGACACCGUGUACGACGAGCAGAUCAACAUCCUGAAGGCCAGUCAGGUUCAGCUGGUCGCCGACCUCUUCAGCAACAAGGACGGUGAUCCCCCCCCCAAAACAUCCAGAGUGCACGUGCGUGCUGCCAAGUCGGCCCCCAAAGCCCCCAACAAGGAGCACAGAAAAACUGUUGGCCUGCAAUUCCGUAGCUCUUUGCAUCUUCUCAUGGAGACACUCAACGCCACCACGCCUCACUACGUGCGCUGCAUCAAACCCAACGACUACAAGGAGGCCUUCUCGUUCGACUCGCGGCGAGCUGUGCAGCAGCUGCGAGCGUGUGGCGUCCUGGAGACCAUCCGCAUCAGCGCAGCCGGAUACCCGUCCAGGUGGACAUACAGUGACUUCUUCAGUAGGUAUCGUGUCUUAAUGGACAAGUCGGACGUGUUGUGUGCAGACAGGAAGUUGGUGUGUAAGAAGCUUCUGGAGACGCUGAUCAAGGACGGAGACAUGUUCCAGUUUGGAAAGACCAAGAUCUUCUUCCGGGCCGGCCAGGUGGCCUACUUGGAGAAGCUGCGUGCCGACAAGUUCCGCGCCGCCUGCAUUCUGAUCCAGAAGACGGUGCGCGGAUGGCUGCAGCGUGUCCAAUACCAGAAGAUUCGCAAGUCUGUCAUCUUGUUGCAGCGAUACGGGCGAGGCUACCUGGCGCGCAGGUACGCUGAAUAUUUGCGACUGACACGCGCUGCCAUCAUCUGUCAGAAGAAUUAUCGCAUGGCCAGGGAGCGCCGCGCCUUCGUCACGGUGCGCCAGGCUGCCGUCGUCAUCCAGGCGUAUGCCCGAGGGAUGUUCACCCGCCGCAUCUACCAGGAGUUUGUGCUGCACCACAAAGCCAUGAUCAUCCAGAGGAACGUACGCAGCUGGCUGCAGAGGGCCAAGUUCAGACACAUGCGCCACGCCGCCAUCGUGCUCCAGUGCGCCUUCAGGCGCGUUCGUGCACAACGCCUCUUCAAGGAGCUAAAGACAGACACGGGAUCGGCCGAGCGUCUGAAGAAGCUGGACGUGGGCAUGGAGAAUAAGAUCGUGCAGCUGCAGAGGAAGAUGGACGACCAGGGUAAAGAGUACCGCGCUCAGAACGAGCAGCUGCUGCAGGCCAACACCACGCUGGGCUCGGAGCUGAGCCGCCUCCAGAAGCAGCUGCAGCAAGCCCGCAGCCAGCAGGGCGACGCCACUCAGCUGAGCGUGCUGCAGGCGGAGCUGGAGAGACUGCGGGCGGAGCUUGUCCAGGCCGAGGCCCAGAGGAGCAGGCUGGAGGAGGACCACCGCAUUGAGAAACAGGGUCUGACCGAGAGGGUGGCCGAGCUGGAGAAGGAAAACUCGCUGCUGAAGAGCGAAAAGGAAGAAUUGAACCUGAAGAUUCGACAACAGUUGUCCCGCGCCGCAGAGGAUGCAGGAAGUGCAUUGCUGCGUGCAGAGAUGGAUGCGGAGCGGCGUCGCUACCAGAAUCUUCUGAAGGAAUAUUCCAGACUGGAGCAGAGAUAUGAAAACUUGAAGGAGGAAGUCUCUUUGACCAAGUUCCAGCCGGGCCACCACCGGAAACCAUCCAACCAGAACAGCCAGGAGUCCGACUCCAACUACACGUCCAUCUCCACGUCGGAGGUGGGAGACGGCGAGGACGCCAUCCAGCUGGUGGAGGAAAUGGGCGUGGACAAGGCGGCCAUGGACAUCAGCGUCUUCGUCAAGCUGCAGAAGCGAGUUAGAGAGCUGGAAAACGAGAGGAAGCGACUGCAAGCCAACGUGGACAGGAUGGAAGCGCUCUCCAGACAGCAGGGGUCAGAUGUCAGGAGUCCCACUGCUGAGCAACAAGCGGCAGAUUUGGCGUACAACAACCUGAAGCGACAAGAGUUGGAGUCGGAGAACAAAAAGCUGAAGAAUGAUCUGAACGAGUUGCGCCGCAGCGUCGCAGAUCGCGACUCGUCGGAGGACCUUCAGGGCGGGUACAACCUGCUGCUGAGUCAGCUUCGAGCCGCCACGGAGGAGCUGGAUGCCCGCAAGGAGGAAGUUCUCAUUCUCAGGACCCAAAUCGUCAGCGCCGUGGAGCAGCGAGAGAAGAACCACCAUCUUGAGGAUCAGGAUGUGAUUGACGACAGCAGCUCGCCGAUGGACAAAGACGAGGCACUCAGAGCUUAUCGGGGCCUAAACGAGUCCAACAAGCUACUCGAGGCGGAGCUUCAGUCACAGACCCGCCAACACGGCGAUGAGCUGGAGGCGCUGCACACGCAGAUUGAGCUGCUGAAGGACGACAUCGAGAAGAAGCAGGAGAUGCUCACCUACACCACGUCGUUGUCGCCCGAGGCCCUGCUGGAGUACAGCGUGCAGCUGGAGAUCACCCGACUCACCAAUGACAACCUGGACCUCAAGGAGCUGGUGGAGAAACUGGAGAAAAACGAGCGCAAGCUGAAGAAGCAGCUGAGGAUCUACAUGAAGAAGGUCCAGGAGCUAGAAGGUAACGAGGUCACGUGGCGAAAGCAGGCCCCCCAUUGCGUCCUCACAAUGACAAUGUCGUUAGUCUCUCACAGCGGCCGCGCCAAAGCGGAGUUGGGCCGCCAGGUGACGCUGCAGCGCAAGGAGAAGGACUUUGAGGGCAUGUUGGAGUACCGCAAGGACGACGAGGCCCAGCUCAUCAAGACGCUCAUCACAGACAUGAGACCCGACGACGUGUCUGGGACGGUCCCGUGCCUGCCGGCGUACGUCCUCUUCAUGUGCGUCCGCCACGCCGACUACAUCAACGCCGACCACAAAGUGGAGUCUCUGCUGACCGCCAGCAUCAACGCCAUUAAGCGCGUCCUCAAGAGGAACGACGACUUUGACACGACCUCCUUCUGGCUCGCCAACACCAGCCGCCUCCUCCAUUGCCUCAAGCAGUACAGUGGCGACGAGGCGUUCAUGGUCCACAACACAGCCAAACAGAACGAACACUGUCUGAAGAACUUUGACCUGACCGAGUACCGCCAGGUUCUGAGCGACUUGUCCAUCCAGAUCUACCAGCAGCUGGUCCGCGUGGGCGAGGCUGUCAUCCAGCCGAUGAUUGUGUCGGCCAUGUUGGAGAGCGAGAGCAUCCCCAGCCUGGCGGGUGUCAAGCCCAUGGGUUACCGGAACCGCUCGUCCAGCGUGGACAACGACGGCGACGGGCCCGGCGGUUACACACUGAAGGCGCUGAUUCGUCAGCUGGGCCAGUUCCACGGCGUCAUGCGGGACCACGGUCUAGACCCCGAGAUCGUGGGCCAGGUGGUCCGUCAACUCUUCCACUGCGUCAACGCCAUCACGCUCAACAACUUGCUGCUCCGCAAGGACGUGUGCUCCUGGAGCACUGGCAUGCAGCUCAGGUACAACACAAGCCAGAUGGAGGAGUGGCUCCGAGCCAACAACCUGUACCAGAGUCAGGCCGCCGCCACACUGGAGCCCAUCAUCCAGGCAGCCCAGCUGCUGCAGGUCAAGAAGAAGACGUCGCAGGACGCCGACGCCAUCUGCUCGCUCUGCACCGCCCUCAACUCCCAGCAGAUCGUGAAGAUCCUCAACCUGUACACGCCCCUCAACGAGUUUGAGGAGCGCGUCACUGUGUCCUUCAUCAGGAACAUCCAAAACCGCCUCCAGGAGCGCAACGACCCACCGCAGCUCCUGCUGGACACCAAGCAGACGUUUCCCGUCCUCUUCCCAUACGCACCCUCCGCCCUUAGCCUGGAGACGCUGCACAUUCCCGCCUCUCUUGGCCUCGACUUCCUCAUCCGCGUCUGACCUCUGACCUUUUUAGCGGCACCCCCCCCAGGAGGAGGGGCUUGAGGUUUUAUUGAUGGUCACAUGACUUGUACAAAUAAAAAUAUUUAUAUAGAAUCUUCUUCUCGUCAGUGGUCCAGGACCUGCAGCCAGGUCCGACUUUGACACUGAAAUGUGAUCCCGAUCUCGCCGUCGUGCACAGAAACUCCAACAAGCGUCAACAAAAGACGCUUUCUCCGUCAAAUAAGUCAUUUUUGAAAAAAACAUUUGGAUUGAAUGCAAAACCCCGCCUAUGCUAGCUGGCAAUAUAAUUAGCAUAGAUGCAAAUGUGCUAGUCAGUUAGCAUCGCGGUAGCUGUCACUAUGCAAUCCGUACCAGAAAUGCGAUCGGUUGUGCGCAUGCGUGAAAGCUACGUCACUUCCUUCUUUCACGAAUGUUUAAUGCCGUAAAAUAGAUGAACAGAUGACGUAGAUUACUAGCGUAGUACAGAUCUGCUUGUCUCACGCGUGACUGCUGAAAAGUAGGCCGCCACAUGUAGACGCGUUCUGCACGUGUGGAGAACCGAUCGUGUAUUUCAACACGGCCGACGUCGCUUCCUGUCUACAGGCAGAAAUGAGCAGAGGCGAGAUGAUGUCAUCCAUAUUUAAUGAGUUGAGUUGUAAGCUCACAGCUUCCAGGCGUUCCUCAUCAUCAGGAUGAAGAAAACGUCGUUAUCGAUGGAGGCGCUGACGCCGCAGUAAUAGUUGAUGAACUCCUCCUGCGUCACCUGAGAUUUGAAGGAAACGUCUGAGCUCAGUGGUUCUUCAUUUGACUUUUUUUUUUUAUCCUCAUCCUCAACGUGCCAAAACCAAUGAGACCGAGAUGGGGGCGGAGCUUGGCCGACCUUCCAGCUCAUUAGCCUACCUUAUGUGAUGUCAUAUGGACGACAUCAUGGGAACUCUUACCUUGCCAUCUUUAUCGUACGGAGAAUCAAAGUUGUCCAGGAACGUCCUGAAGACCUGCUCCUCCGUCCAUUCCCCGUUCUGGUACUUGGGGUGGUACUUGGCGUCGUAAACCCCCCUCAGGUCUUCGAUAGUGAUCACGCCAUCACCUGUCUUGUCCAGUUUGCGGAAGGCCUGCAUGACCACCUCCUUGCGGGCCUUGGACAUGGCGGGCUGUGGCGAACACACAACCAGGUCAGGAACGCGCCACUAAAGUGCACAUGCUAACCUUUGUUUACCCUCAGCGUCACCAGGAACUCAUCAAAGUCGAUGGUUCCGCUGCCGUCACGGUCGAAAUGCUGAAAGACGGCGGCGGCUUCCUGUUUGUCCAUCAGGAUACCGUAGUCGUUGACCCCCUUCAGGAACUCUUUCAAGUCCAGCGAGCGGUUCUUGUCGUCGUCCAUGAUCCUGAAGACUCUGGUGGGGAAAGCUCAGGUUGUCCACUGCUAGCUAGCUGUUGCUCAUGCUAAGCUAGCACAUGUCUACAACUACUGGCAUGGACUACAUCUACUAGAUUGGUAUGGUCAUGGUCUAGAAAUGUGUAUGUGUUCUACAAUGAACUGUAUGUUCUAGAAUGGGCUACAUUGUGUAGGAUGGACCACAUAUUCUAGAAUGGGCCGCAGUGUUCUAGUAGGAACUACGUUUUCUAAAAUGGACUGCAUGUCCUCUAAUAGUCUACAUUUUGUAGGAUGGUAUAGCCAUGGUCUAGAAUAGUCUAGAAGAGCUACAUUGUGUAGGAUGGUAGUAUUCCAGAAUGGUCCACAGUGUACUAGGAGGGACUGCAUGUUCUACAAUGGUCUAUGUGUAACCCACCCUGUUUCGCACUGCCUGCACCGGGGCUUGAACACAGGACCUUCGUAAUGGGAGGUGAGGGCGCUGACCACGCGACUAAAAGGCUGGACUUUUGGCCACGUGUUCAGCGUAGGUCUUGAGGCAGAGGGAGUGAGGUUUACCAACGUAUACUCGCACAGCCUCACAGGCUGGCAUCCGUUACAUAUGUAUUCUAGAAUGGUCCACUGUCCUACGAGGGGCUACAUGUUCUAAAAUGGACUGCAUGUUCUCUAAUCGUCCACAUGUACUAGAAUGGUCUACGUUUUGUAGGGUGGUAUAGCCGUGUUCCAGAAUGUACUAGAAUGGGCUUUGUGAGACCCACCGGCCGAGUCCUUUGAUCCCAGCAGAUCCCCUGGCCAGGCACUGGAGGCGGAGUCUUUCUACCGGGUCAGAAGAAGCUGACAGUCGCCGCUUGGCGUUCAGCGCCAUCUCUCGGUCGUGUCUCGAAGUCCCCGCCAUCUGCGACGUCACGACAAAGCAAACGUAUUUAGCCCCGCCCCUUGGGCGUCGUACACAACAGGAAAUGUUCCAUUUUCAACAGGAAGGCAUUAAAACGUCAUGUUUUCGAGUAGUUACUGGGAUUUACUAAAUCAGUGAAUAGGGCCGGAACCUGUCGACCAGCCGUCAGUGGGGUUUUUUUCCCUUCUGGUUCUAGAAUAUUUCCGCUGGUUCCCUGCCGGGGACCCCCCACCCCCUCCCGAGCGUUCGCACCUCACGUGACGUAUAGAUUAGCCGGGCCUCGGUGACGGGGGACCCACCUGAGCUUCACGAGGACCAAGGUUCAAAGUUGAAAUAAGCGACGAGGACCCGCUCGGUGCGGAAGGACCUCCCCCAAGCUGGCCGCCGUCGCCGUGGAGACCGGCUCAUCUAUCGCCUGAUUGGCUAUCAUUCAUCAGCAUUGUACACACAUUGGUGGAGUUGUAGACGCACACAAUAAACUUGUAAGAACUUUUAAUGACAGACAGGAAGUAUAAAUAUGUCACUUUCAUUCACGCUGCAACACUUUGAUCAAGGGGGCAGCACAGCACAUCUUCACGGGCUUGUCCUUACUGCCCUCUGGCGGGCAAAGUGCCGCCCUUCACCCACACGUGACAAGUGACAGACGUGCUUCAUCACCAGGCGGUCCAUGCGUUCCCGUGGAGGGGAGGGGGAGGUGAAAGCACUCAUGAAGUCGAGGAUGGGAGACACCUUCCCUGUUAGACGUCAUCAAAUAUCCGACUGCGAGACGACGACAUGGACAGGUAGCGUCCUCCCGCGUGUCUGAAGGACAACAACGCUGCGCUCAGACACACCACCACGUCAAGUUGCUGACUGCUUGCUUACCUGCCACACUCUGGGUCCGCCACUUCGUCCGUCAAAGAAUCGGCGUUGAAGUCCAGAGGCUCGGCGUCCUGGAGCAACUCCACCCGAUCGCGCUCCGCACGACCGCCGGCGCGCGAAUACUUGACCUCUACACGACCAUCACAACAACAACAACAACAACAACAACUGUUCAGCUAGCAGAACGUGCUACAUGUUAAUUAUGCUAAUGUUUAUGCUGACGUCUGUCAUUAGCGUCGCUCUCCUUGGCGUCGUGUUUGGUCCUGCUCCUCGCGCUCUGAUCCUCCCUCUGAUUUCCGUAGCGCUCCUUCCACUCCUGCAAGAGUCCACAUGUGGUCACACUGAAGGUCACAGCGAGGAAGGUGAACUCACUCGCCGCCUGUUCUCGCCGUCCUCCGUCCUUUGGCGCUUUCGUUUCUCUGUGAGCG